AUGGAUGAUGCAACAAUAGAAGACGAAGGAAAGGAGUUUGUGUUCACAACUCCAAGAACACUGACCUCAAUCAAUCCGCUACUCUCGCAACUUCAAAGCCAAUCGCUGAAUUUCACCGAAAUUGGUCAGCAAGCCAAUAAUUAUUUCUCAGCUGCUCUUAAUGCGUUCACCGACUCAAAAAACGAGAUGACUCAAAACGAUCCAUGGAGGAAGCUGAUUGAUGCUGUGGCUCCAACGAUACAAAAAGUCUCUCCCGAUAUAAUUCCAAGAAUUCGGGAAGAAAUUAAUCGCAUCCAACCUAAUUAA
Caenorhabditis bovis is the source of this 306-nucleotide messenger RNA. The record is from the annotation of a GenBank genome assembly. NCBI's taxonomy places the organism in Eukaryota, Metazoa, Nematoda, Chromadorea, Rhabditida, Rhabditidae.